CAGCAAAACGUCGGCUUUCUUAUGCUGGAAACGAGAAUUGCGCUUACAUAGGUUCGCAAGCAAUAGAAGCACGCAUUUUGCCUUAGAUGGUUGCCUUUAUAAUACUAUGCUCUAGCGGCUCUUCAUCUCCUUCACCGCGGCGCCAAAGAUUACUCACCAUGUAAUUCAUACGAUAAGUGUAUAUGUAGGAAAACAUCAGAGCCAUCGUAAUUGUAGUUGAAGGAAAUUCCUUGAGGACUGAAAAGCUGUUGGACAUGCGGGCCAUCGUAGUUUCCCGGGUCACGUUAACGUGGUUGGCGAUGGCGGGACUCAUGGUCACGCUCAGCUCUGCCGCCACGUGGAUCCCUAGCUUUACCCUGGAUAUCGAAAGCACGGAUGGCGAGCAUCCAUUGCCGGACGUCUGCGACGAGGCCAAACGCCCAGUGAAGUUUUAUGCCCGGGAACCAAGUCGCUGCUAUGCUGACGACCGGAAGCUCGACAUCGUCAUAGCUUAUAGCGUUGAGAAGACAACGGACGUGCAAAGCACAGUCGAUUUCCUGCUGUCUGUUCCUCAACUGAAAUCCGCAUCGCCAUGCGUGGUGAUUGGAUCCAAGAUUCAAAGCGCGUCUGUCGUGCUCGACACCAUCCGCGGAGCGGAUGUGGUGUUUGAACUUGGAAUAGCCGGUCGCGAGUGGGCGGUCUACCUGACCUACCUCGUGUCGUACUACGACCACUUGCCACAGCACGUGCUCUUCGUACACGGAAGGCUCAACCUGCCCACCGAGGUGCUGGCUGCCCGCUUCGCCCUGUUCGGACCGCACACGGGGCUGCUGGGACUCGUGCACAACGGGAAAUGCAAAUGCAUCGGCUGUGCGCUGCCCGCCCCCGUCUUCCGCCUGCGCGAGCUGUGGAGCAUCUUCCGACGCAGCUUCUGCCCGCAGACCUACCUCGCCUUCUUCAACGGGCACUACAUCGUGUCACGCGCCCGCAUCAGGGCUAACCCCGUGGAGCUGUACACGGUGCUGUACCGCUAUGUGAUGCAUCACCCGCGCCACUUCCUGUCCGCCGACUCGCACGAACAGGCGGCAGCGGGGCCCUUCAACAUUGACUUCGUGGAGCACCUGGACACGUGCGAGGACCGGCUGGGUGGCCACAUCGUGGAGCGGGCCUGGUCCUUCGUCUUCAACUGCUUCAACCAACACUGGCGGGAAGCCUGUCGGAAGGCGGGCAGCAGCAGCAACAACAACACCAUCAUUAGCAAUAGCAAUAGUGCCAAGGGUACUGCAGCCGCAACGGCAUCAUCGAGUCAGGAUGGGUGGGGAGGCGGUGGUGCUGGUGCUAGUGGUGGCGGUGGUGGUGGGGAGGGGCCAGCAUUCGAUCCGACGUGUGUGUAUAGCGGCUGGCAGUGCUAUGAUGCCGUGCCGCCGUUUCCGCUGAACACAAGCGGCUUUGCCGCGGAUGGCCGCCCCUUGUGGUGAUCACAUCAGUGGUGGUGGCAGCAGAUCAGAGCAGACUGUAAGCUAGGAGCAGGUAGGGAAGAGGAGAAGGGAGUAGGCGAUGUGGGCAGCUGGCCGGGGGAGCGGCAACAGCAGGAGCGAACGAACGAGUGGAUGAGGAAGGAGGGAGGGAGGGAGGGAGGGAGGGCAUGGGAAGCAGAAGGAGUGGCACGUGGAGGUGAGGAGAGGGAUUGAUGGCGGUUGCUGGCGGCAUUCGAGGAGGCAGCUGUGGCCACUGUACGUGGAACACCACACCAAAGCAGGCUCCUCCCGGCCAUGACCUGAGGAGAGCGAGGAGAGUGCACGAUGCGCUACGUGAGCCGCCACCUCACAUCCGCACAGCACGCCAGUUCUAGCUGGGAAAAGCUGUGGAGUGGCGGAGGCGGGGCCGAACUAGCGGUGCUGCAAUACCGGUAUCAGUAUUCAACAUGAUGCUCUGCGGAGGUGUGCCGGAGUCUGCUCUCGUUAUACCGGUAUGUAUAGUAAAGGAAUGAGCUCCGUACCGUUCAUGUACGUGUAUGUAGGAUGCGGACGUGGAUGGGUGUGUUAAAAUAACUGGCCGCGAGGCGAAACGUACUGUGAUUGCCGGAAGAUGAAGUUCUCCUCCGUGGAUGGGUGUGCGUGCUAUUCGGCGUCUUUUGAGAGCCGUACGUGUGUCAUCACGCGAGCGUUCUGGGGGUGGUUUUGGUAGGACAAAAAGGUCAGGUUGCAGGUUGUCAGUUCUUCUGAUUGGACCGUCCGUCCAUACCCACCUAACAAGGCUAGAGCAGCAGCAGCAGCAGCUGCUGUUGCGUACUUCGCCUUCUAUUUUGACGUGCCACAUCUGUCCCUGCUUGCAUGAAUGUACAAACCCAAUUUGAUGUCCAAC
Astrephomene gubernaculifera is the source of this 2343-nucleotide messenger RNA. The record is from the annotation of a GenBank genome assembly. Lineage: Eukaryota; Viridiplantae; Chlorophyta; Chlorophyceae; Chlamydomonadales; Astrephomenaceae.